AUGGAAAAAGCAAAAAAGGUUGUGCGCAAAAGAAAACUCGUUAAUAAUGAAGAAGAUAAUAAUAUUAAAAAAAGACCAAUUAAGAAGACUAAAACCCAGAAAGAGCCGACAGAAAUAGAAGAAUAUAAUAAUGUAGAUUUAAAAGAUGACGAUACCGUAAAAAUUUCUAAUAAUGUGUGGAAUGAAGCUGAAAUGCUCUCUUAUAAAGAAAAAGUGCCUAAACAGUUAGCAGAAAGUUUUAUUACAUUAUUAACUGAAGGCUGUACUUUACCAUUCAUUGCAAGAUACCGUAAAGAAGCUAUAGGGCAUCUCCUACCCGACAGACUACAAGAAAUAUAUGAAAGUUAUCAAUGUAUUAAUCAUUUUAAAAAGAAAGUUAAGUCUGUAUUAGAAACAUUAAAAAAGUGCAAAAAACUAACACCUGAAGUUGAAAAGAGUAUAUUAAAUGCAAGAAAUUUGUCAGAGCUUGAUUUAGUGUAUUCACCUCUUAAAUCACAUUCAUUGUCACUUGCUGAAAGAGCCAGGAAUCUUGGUCUUGAGCCGUAUGCAAUCAAAGCAUUGAACGGUGAAUACAUUGAUUUACAAUUACUAUGCAAUGGGAGUGAUGAAUUGUCUACUGUUGAUAAAGUGGAAACUCACAUUACUCAUAUUAUUGCUGAUGUUAUUUAUAAGGAUACAAGAGUACUAGAGGAAAUGAGGAAAUUAAAAGAGGAAACAAGGUUUACAUUACAAAGCAGCAGAACGAAAAGUUCUACAAAAGAUACAAAGAAAGAUGCAAAUAAGAAAUAUGAUACUAAAUCAGAUCCAGACACAUAUAAGUUAUAUUUUGAAUGGAAGUGUCCUGUACAGUUUGUGAAGAGUUAUCAAACACUGGCUAUCAAUAGAGGAGAAGAUGAAAAGAUAUUGUCCGUUAAAGUUAUUGUGCCAGAUUGGUUUUAUAAUAAAUUAGAAAGGUUUUGCUUACCACUAUGGGGUAGUAACCAUUGGGUCCGCAAAGGACUCCAAGAUGCAUACAAUCGUCUGAUAAAGUCUUGGCUGUCGAGACAAGUACGGUCAGACCUGACCACAGCCGCUGAAAAGGAGGCAAUUAAAACUUUUACAACGAAUUUAGAGAAAUAUUUAUUAACAGAACCUAUUAAAAAUAGAAGAAUAGCUGGCCUUGACCCUGGCUUUAAAGCAGGAUGUAAGGUCGGUAUUAUAGAUGUAAAUGGCGCGAAGUUGGAAGCGUGUACGAUAUACCCGAAUUUGAGGCAGCCAAACAAAAAUGACCCGGCAGCUAAGCAGUUGCUAGAUUUGCUCGAAAAACAUGGAGUAGAAUUAAUAGGUUUGGGUAAUGGUACAGCGUGUCGGGAAACUGAGACGUGGUUGAAGAGCCAUCACAUAUCUGAUGGUAUACCAAUCAUCAUUGUACCAGAGCAGGGGGCAUCUAUUUACUCCAUUAGUAAGGAAGCUCAGAAGGAACACCCAAAUAUGGAUCCAAACUUGAUAUCUGCUUUAUCGAUCGCAAGGAGAGUACUUGAUCCUUUGGGAGAACUUAUUAAGGUGGAUCCAAAGAACCUAGGCGUAGGCUUGUACCAACACGACAUACCCCCGAAGAUGUUAGAAGCGGCCUUAGACAGUGCAGUUGAAAAGGUCGUUAGUUUGGUGGGAGUCGAUAUAAACACCGCUUCUCAAGCUAUGCUUAGACGAAUAUCCGGCCUAAACGAUGGCAGAGCGAAAAAAAUAAUAUCUUAUAGAGAAGAAAAUGGUUCUUUCAUUACACGUGCUGAAAUUUUAAAAGUCUCCGGUAUUGGAAAGAUUACGUACCAGCAAUGUGUUGGUUUUUUAAAGAUCGUUGGUGGAAAAGAACCCUUGGAUAGCACUAUUAUCCAUCCAGAAAGCUAUGGAGUGGCUAAAUUAUUCGCUAAGAAAAUCGGUGUGGAUAUAAAACAUUUGACUCGGCCGGAUUUUCCGGAUUUAGUAGAGCGAAAAAUUUUGACAAUUGACAUUACAUCGCUCAGCAAGGACUUGGGCACAGAUGUCAGUACACUAGAGUUAAUUGUCACCGCCUUUAAACAAAAAUCCUACGAAGACAAUGUUAUUACAUUCUGUAGACCUGUGUACUCUGUGUCAGUGCAAAGUAACGAACAGUUGGUUACGGGGACGACUUUGACAGGUGUAGUCCGGAAUGUGGUACCGUUCGGCUGUUUCGUGGACUGUGGUGUCGGCGAUAACGGCUUAAUACAUAAGAGCCAACUAGGAAGUUAUUCGCCCAAAUUAGGCGAUAGAGUGGCUGUCACCGUCAUAAACACGCCGAAACCGAAGAAAUUACAAUUAAAAUUGGAUAAAAUACUUGAUUGA
Molecule: messenger RNA, 2340 nt
Organism: Pieris macdunnoughi
Lineage: Eukaryota; Metazoa; Arthropoda; Insecta; Lepidoptera; Pieridae
Source: the annotation of a GenBank genome assembly